Spodoptera exigua (beet armyworm) is the source of this 1306-nucleotide messenger RNA. The record is from the annotation of a GenBank genome assembly. Lineage: Eukaryota; Metazoa; Arthropoda; Insecta; Lepidoptera; Noctuidae.
AGGCAACAUUUGAAUUAAGAGGUUAUGAAUUUAGUAAACAAAUGGUUUUAUUCAUAAAUAACAUUAAUAUAUUAAAGACAAACUUUUAAACUAUUAAAUAUAUACUUAUUGCUGUAUAAUUUAGGCUGAAAAUACUUUUUUAUAAUAGGGAAAUGUUGUUUAAAGUUGUAAAUUCGUCGAGAAGAAUACUGAGUCCACUCUGCUUAAGCUGUCGAGUGUCUGUCGUCACAAAAUGUUACUUUAGCGAAGGAUUGGACCAGAAAUACAAUGAUGUUGAAAAGGAGAAAAUCUUACAAGUUAUCAAUAAUCCUGAUGAUAGUAUCCUCUCCGGUUACGAAGUUAGCAAAGCUAAUCUGAAGAAAGUCUCACAAUGGAAAAGUAGUAAUGGACAAAUGAAAUCUUUAUCUGAUAUAGAAUACAUUGACGGGUUCUCAGAGAAAACAGCAAAUAAAUUAUUUAGGAGCAUACUCAGUGGUCCUUCUAAAGAAAAGAAAGCAAAUGGAAAAAUAAAGGGGCAGAUCUUACAUCCAUAUUUAAGUGAUAGUGUUUUGAAGGAGUGUAAAUCCGUAUUGUCAGUGUAUAUAACAGUGAACUCUGUGAGUUGGACGUUAAUAGACAAGAGCAGCUAUGAGGUUCAAGAAUGGAAGUAUUAUGGCAUAGACUAUCCAGAAGGCAAGAGGUUUCAAAUUACAGACAUAUUGGAUAUUGCCUGGCGAGUAACACAGCAGCUUCCUCAUGCAGACAUAUACGUGAUGAAGGCAGCCCCCACCACGCUCAGGGCAGCUGGCAGUGACCCCAACAACCCCAAGGUGUUAGCAGUCAACCUCCAAAAGGCACAGAUGGUGGCCAUGAUCGUAGCUUUAAUUAAUUCUAGGAAUGCAUCGUUGGAACCAUCUAACGAAGAAAGUGAGGAGAAUGUUUUGAAACAGAAAGUGUAUUUUCUAAGGCCUACACUUCCGUACAGAUUAUACGGAACCCUAGUGGGCAACGAAAGAGUUUCAACAGACCAGACUGUAGAAAUGUUACUCCAAGGUUUUAGUGAAAAAUCUUCAAAUAACUCGCAUGCCUUCGUGCCCAAGCCUUUACAGGACAUGUUCAGGUCCCAGAAAGACCUUCAAAAGGACAUGUUGGGACAUUGUCUACUUCUCAGCCUGACUUUCAUGGAUCUAUGUAUAUACAACAAUAAAGAAAAAAUUGAAAAAUUAACUCGACGCGGUGAGUGAUUGUUUGUGUAUAAACUUAUGCUCGUAUGUAUAGGUAAUUUGUUAAUAAGUAGAAAAUGAAUAUAUAUAUUUUUGAAUUUUAA